CUCGGCUAAAACCCCGACAAUGGCAUCUCCUUCUGUAGAAACCAACCCAAACCCCUAUCAGAACUCUUCUACCCAAGACGACAAUGUCGCUCAAGACCCUUUUCACGAGCUCACCUCCUUGCAUUGCUCUUCCCUUCAACCCAGCCCUUAGAAACCGUAGCUUUUCUCCUCCAAUCGCUUCUCGCCACAUCAUCGUCGAUCGUCCCUUUCCGCAUAAUUCGCUCCGCCUCCACAUAUCUCGAAACUCUAAUUUCAAAAGCCAUCAGUCAUUCUCCCCCCUCACUCUCGGAGCAUACAAGAAUGAUUCAACAUCUACCCCCGCGGAGAAUAAGAAUUCUUACGAGUCCAAUUUAGACUCUUUCCUUUUAGCUUCUGAAUUGAUAAUCAUUUUUUCAUCGGCUGUUAUCUCGAUUACUUUUGCGGCGAAUUAUGCCGUUUCCCGGUGGAAAAGUGCCUUCCUGGGGGACUUGUGGAGGAGGGUUAUGGUUGUUGGUGUUGUAGGAUUGGUCGGUCAGGUUAUCAUUGGGGCGUGGAUUAGGAGGCGACAAUGGAGGAGGAUUUAUGUAGAAUCCUUAAGGGGUAAUGAGGAGAGCUUGAAUUUGGUUGAGAGGAUCGAGAAGUUGGAGGAGGAUUUGAAGAGUUCGGGGAAGAUUAUCCUGGCCUUAUCCAAACAGCUCGAGGAGUUGGGAAUUAGAUUUCGGGAAACCCGCAAGACUUUGACAGGACCCAUUUCUGAGGAUCAACAGCAAAAACAGCUUGAGCUGGUACUUGCAAUUGGAAAGCUUGCGAAACUAUGGGAAAGCAAGCAAGAAGCAAGUGGCAAGCAAGAAGCAAGCAAUUUGACUGAGGAGGCAGGACAACUGGAAAUCCAUGAAAGUCAAGCUUCAUAUAUGAACUGGGAAACCAUCAAUGACAGAGCAUAGUAUUGUGGAGCAGCAGAUCCUGAUUGGAUGCUUGUCUAGGUGUGUUGAUUUUUUUUGUUAAAAAAGAAGUUAGACUCUUCCAGAACUGAUGCUGCCAGAAACUUUUUGUCUUUUUGUAUCAGUUUCAAAGGAGAUGACCGAGAAGCAAUAUUUUUUGCUUCUCUGUUUGUAUGUUGCUAUUCUAGAACCAGAAUAACCAUUACUCCCGCAUUUAUGUUUCUUCUGUUUUCCUUUCUUGCUUCUCGGUCAGUUUUGAAUGAAAAUUUAAUUGUAAU
Rubroshorea leprosula is the source of this 1198-nucleotide messenger RNA. Lineage: Eukaryota; Viridiplantae; Streptophyta; Magnoliopsida; Malvales; Dipterocarpaceae. The record is from the annotation of a GenBank genome assembly.